AUGGAAGAUGUUCGGGAAGUAUUCCCAACUUCAUUUGAUGGAAUUCCUGAUGCAAAAGCAGUCUAUGAGGCACGAAAAAAGAGAGAGAUUCUUAGACAGAAGGGCGCUGGAGGUAAUACUGGAGAAUUUAUUCCUUUGGAUGACACAGUUCGGCUUAAGGGAAGUGGACAAUCGGGUGAGCGGUCUCGUUUGGUACGUGAGGACGAAAAUGAUAUGUCUGAUGAAGAGGAAGGAGGGAGUUUUUAUUCUGCCAAAAAACUGCUUCAAACUGAAGAAGAUGCUCGGCGAGAAGAACAAGCCAAUUUUUUGUCUUUGGAACAGGGUAGUAGUGAUGAAGAUGGAAUGCCAAUAAAAAAUGGAAAUAGGCGGAGAAAGAAUUCGAAGAAGACUAAAAAGGCCGCUAAUGAAGAAGUCUCUGAUGCAGAAAAUGAAGAUGAUGAAUUACAACGUUGGGAAAGGGAACAAAUAAUGAAGGGAGUUAGUUCGAAUAAGGUAAUGCAAAUGAGAAAUGAGUUGGCGGCAACAAAUUUGUAUUAUCCUGAAUAUUCAAAUCGUCUUGAAAAAGAGGGGGAAGGCGAAGCUGAAAUGGAUAUUGAAGUUGAUUUGGAAAUAUUGGAUGUUCAACAACAAAAUGUAAAAAUCUCGCCUACGAUUUCAAAACCUGAUAAUUCAACAAUUCCAGAGUUGGCAAAUGGCACAAAAUCAAAAGUUUCCCUUGAACAACUUUUAAAUGUGUUACAACAACGUCUCGAUGAAAGAAAAGAAAAUACCAAUACAAUGGAAUUUGAUUUGAAACGAACACAAGGGCAAAUUGCUGAAAACACAGAUUCAAUCCAUAAGCUUGAACAUUAUAUCCCUCAAUUAGAACAUAAAUUUAAAAUGUUGCAAGAUGUACGUAUUUACACGCGUGAUUUGCUUGAUUGUUUAAAUGAGAAAUUUUUAAACAUAAAUGCAUCGGAAGAGCGAGUAAUGGAAAUGUGGAAACAACGAACAGAAAGAUUAAUAAAGAGAAGGAGGCAAGAUGUCCAGGAUCAAUAUGAACGUUGUGCGGCAAAUGCAGCUGGUCGAUCUUUCAUAAUUCCCAAUCCUGAGUUUGCACUAAGAGAGACUGAACGUGAGGCUAGAAGGUUGUGUUAG
Messenger RNA from Meloidogyne enterolobii, 1137 nucleotides. The record is from the annotation of a GenBank genome assembly. NCBI's taxonomy places the organism in Eukaryota, Metazoa, Nematoda, Chromadorea, Rhabditida, Meloidogynidae.